This is a messenger RNA of Colias croceus (clouded yellow), 4062 nucleotides long. It is a transcript of the gene flfl, whose product is annotated as serine/threonine-protein phosphatase 4 regulatory subunit 3. Gene Ontology annotation, cellular component: nucleoplasm; protein phosphatase 4 complex. Gene Ontology annotation, biological process: DNA damage response; protein dephosphorylation. The record is from RefSeq and is a predicted model, not a curated record. NCBI's taxonomy places the organism in Eukaryota, Metazoa, Arthropoda, Insecta, Lepidoptera, Pieridae. The coding region runs from base 431 to 2803 and encodes 790 amino acids. Gene Ontology annotation, molecular function: protein phosphatase activator activity. The transcript has 10 exons.
CAAUUUGACGAUUCUGUAAUGUGUAUUCCGGUAAAUUCUUGUUUUUCGCGUUAAUUGAGUAUGGUAAUGCAGUUCAUGAUAACGUUUUAAUUUUAUAGUGGUUUAUAAAAGUGUAGUGAAAGUCCUACGGAUUGUAUUGUUUUGUUUGUAAUUUCCGAUAAUUUCGCGAUUCCAUUGUACGAAAAUUUAAUGAGUUCAAUUGAUAUUUACAUUUCUACUUAUCAGUAAACGUAACUGUCUAAACUUAUGCGUAGAUAUAUUGUUAUACAAUGUUGUGUUUUUGUGAAGAAUCGAGAGACGAAUGUAAUUAGAAAGUCUAUAUGUUUUCUUACCAAUGGGAGUUAAAUAAUAUAAGAAUACGGUGCAUAUGAAUAGCGCCAGAAUACGUGAUUCAUAAUUUGAGUACAUAUUUGUAGUUGCGUUGAAUAUAAUGACUGACACUAGACGAAGAGUGAAGCUCUACGCUCUGAACGCUGACCGGCAGUGGGAUGAUAGGGGAACUGGCCAUGUUUCAUCUUGUUAUGUAGAAAGGUUGAAAGGCACUUCCUUAUUGGUGAGAGCAGAAUCUGAUGGAACAUUAUUGUUAGAAAGCAAAAUACAGCCUGAUACAGCCUAUCAAAAGCAGCAAGAUACUUUAAUAGUAUGGUCAGAAGGAGAUAAUUUUGAUUUAGCUUUAAGUUUUCAAGAGAAAGCGGGCUGCGAUGAAAUAUGGGAAAAAAUUUGUCAGGUUCAAGGAAAAGAUCCUUCAGUUGAAAUUACUCAGGACAUAGUAGAAGAAUCAGAAGAUGAAAGGUUUGAUGAAAUGUCUGAUAGUGUACAGCCAGUAGAGCUGCCAGCAUGCGAAAUGGGUCGUUUGGAAGACAUAAGUGAGUUGGUCAACAGUUGUCUGGUGUCACCUGCAAGGAAAGACAAAUUGGCAGCUGCAUUAGAAACUCAACACUACAUAAAAAAACUCCUCAAUCUAUUUCAUAUGUGUGAAGAUAUUGAGAACAUUGAAGGGUUGCAUCAUUUGUAUGAGAUAUUUAAAAGCAUUUUCCUUCUUAACAAAAAUACACUGUUUGACACAAUGUUUGCUGAUGAUACUAUAUUUGAUGUAGUGGGAUGUCUAGAAUAUGAUCCUAGUUUACCCCAGCCGAAAAAACAUAGAGAAUAUUUAAGAGAGCUAGCAAAAUUCCGAGAAGCCAUUCCUAUAAAAAAUAAGGAUCUACUCGCCAAAAUUCAUCAAACAUACCGAGUACAGUACAUACAAGAUAUUGUAUUACCGACACCUACAGUUUUUGAAGAUAAUCUGCUAAGCACAUUGUCCAGUUUUAUAUUUUUCAAUAAAGUAGAGAUAGUGAAACUAAUAGAAGAAGAUGACAAGUUUCUUACAGAUUUAUUUAAGUUACUAAUGGAUGAUAAGACCCCUGACCCCAAGAGACGAGAUUUAGUUCUAUUUUUAAAGGAGUUUUGUAAUUUUUCACAAAAUCUGCAACCACAAGACAAAGAUGCCUUUUAUAAAACAUUAGUUUCAUUGGGGAUCCUGCCAGCACUAGAAAUAACACUAAGUAUAGAUGAUCAGAAGACCAAGACUGCAUCUAUAGACAUACUGACUUAUAUAGUGGAGUUCUCACCAUCAGUUGUAAGGGAUUAUACUUUACAACAAGCAAGUAAUACUGAAGAGGAGCAGAUGCUUUUAAAUAUUGUGAUAGAACAAAUGCUAAGGGAUCAAGACCCUGAACUGGGUGGAGCUGUGCAACUAAUGGGUGUAUUACGCAUCCUCCUGGACCCAGAGAGCAUGCUUGCGUCAGUCAAUAAGAGUGAAAAAGCCGACUUCCUUAAUUUUUUUUACAAACAUAGUAUACAGACAUUAAUAGCUCCAUUAUUAGAUAACACAACGGGGGAGAAGCCACUCAAAGAAGACUACCACACUGUGCAGCUGCUGGGCUUAGUUCUAGAACUCCUGGCGUUCUGCGUCGAACAUCACACAUACCAUAUCAAGACAUGUAUAUUAAAUAAGGAUCUCCUACGGCGCAUUUUAGUGCUCAUGAGAUCCACGCACACUUUCCUCGUCCUGGGUGCACUAAGGUUCAUGAGGAAAAUCAUUGCACUCAAAGAUGAAUACUACAACCGUUACAUAAUUAAGGGCAACCUCUUUGCACCAGUGAUAGAUGCGUUCCUUAGGAAUAAUGGAAGAUAUAAUUUAUUAGACUCGGCUAUAUUAGAAUUAUUUGAAUUCAUCAAACUGGAAGACAUCAAAUCACUAUGUUCGCACGUUGUAGAAAACUAUGGGAAGAUCUUAGAGGAUGUUGAAUAUGUGCAAACGUUUAAAACGUUAAAAUCGAAAUACGAUCAACAUCAAGACAAACUCAAGGAGAGAGAUAGAGUGAGCGGCAGCGUGGCGGUAGCGGAAGCGGUGGUACCAUCUCUAUUACGUACGAGAUACCGACGCGAGGCGCGGCAGCCGGACGACGAGGAGGAGAUGUGGUUCAACGACGAGGACGAGCUCGAGGAUGAGGCACCAUUAGAUGCGCCAGCUACGCACGCGCAUCACGCGCUAGACGCGAUCGGUAAAAUAGUGGAGAAGAAAGUGUGCACGAGCUCGGAGAGCGUGAACGGGCCCAGCCGCGUGCUGCUGACGACGGCGACCGCCAAGCCGGCGCACGCCGACGUUCAGGUAUCCACGCCCAGAUUACUCAAUAAGGGUCUGGUGGACUACGACGGUGACUCGGACGAGGAGGAGGAGAGCGGCGGCAGCGGAAGUAGCAGCGGGCCGAGCGCGCCCGGCGAGGAGCGUGAUGCCAAGCGGCCGCGGCUCGCGUAGUGCCCGCCCGGCAAUCUCGCGUAGUGCCCACCCGGCAACAGCGCGCAGUGCCCGCCCGGCUACCUCGCGUAGUGCCCGCCCGGCUACCUCGCGUAGUGCCCACCCGGCAACCUCGCGCAGUGCCCACCCGGCAACCUCGCGCAGUGCCCGACCGGCGAUCUCGCACCGCCGCCCGGCAACCUCGCAAGCACGUUUCAAGGAAUAUAACACCCCCCCAGCGACCACGUCUCGCCUGACCUGUGCUACGGAUGCUACGUAAGCCCUUUAUAUUUUAUAAGUGUACGAGUAUGUGUUGCCUAUAUUCUCGAUGUUCCCGUACACGAUUGUCUCACGUUACGCCGACGUAUCCGAUUACAGAAUUAUAUUAUAUUUAUUAUUGCGCCGCGCCCGACCGAUCUAGCAUCGGUCCAGCGGCUAUUUAUGAUAAUCGGUAAUGUAAAAGAGUGUGUUAUGUUUGAAAAUUGCGGCCGACGUUAUCGCGCACCUGUUGGACAUUUAUUAGAUGUGUAAAUUUUGAUUAAUCAUACCUUUUUUGUUUAGUAAAUGUUCGAUAGGAACGCGUGAAAGAGAAUGAACAGAUGGCGCUAGGAUCGUUUGUAUCAACCAAUAGAAAUCGAGGUUGUGACGUCAUCGUUUCCCUAGUUGGUUACGGUUUCGGCUGUAAUUUUCAGAUACUUUAUUUAUUACACCAAUAUAUAGCUAUGCUUUCUAUAUAAUGUAAAUACGAGUGACACUUAAGUGUUGCAUUAUUAUAAGUUGAUGUAUGAAAAGUUUUCAUACAUUGUAGAGUAUAAACCGGAUGGUAUGAGAAUGUAGAACAAAUAUUGGUUAUGUAAUGUAUUAAUGUGACAUUUUAAACGGUUAGGUUACUCUUCCGAAGAAUUGUAAUCGACUAAAGUACAAAGAAAAUAUGAGUGGGAUUUAAAAUAUAUUACUGUUAGAAAAAUGGAAUACAGUGAAUGCGGAAUGGAUGUGUAGAUGCAUGUUUAUUAAGGGAAUACAAUAAAUGACCAACAAUUUCUUAGACUAAUUUUUAAAUAUUACAAUGGAAUUGCUAAACUGUAGACGAAUUGUUAAGCCGUAAUACUGCACAAUUACAAUGGUUACUUUUUCUUUAUAACAAUAUUGGAAGAAGUGCCCGAUUAUUGUAUCAGUUUAAUUUAUUAUGUAAGGUAAAGAUGAUCUGUUUGAUCUAUACCAGAACUUAACUUACAAUAAAACAUACUAUAGAGAAGGAAUAAAAUUAUUUUAAUAGUUUA